Messenger RNA from Bufo gargarizans (Asiatic toad), 3702 nucleotides. RefSeq names its product small ArfGAP 1 (gene SMAP1). Bases 227 to 1645 code for a protein of 472 amino acids. Lineage: Eukaryota; Metazoa; Chordata; Amphibia; Anura; Bufonidae. Gene Ontology annotation, biological process: regulation of clathrin-dependent endocytosis. The record is from RefSeq and is a predicted model, not a curated record. Gene Ontology annotation, molecular function: GTPase activator activity; metal ion binding. The transcript is spliced from 11 exons.
UUGGUUGGCUGACGGGGAUAGCGGCGUCAUAGUGGAAGGUUCCCGGAACUGUGUGUGACAGUGAGCGGAGGCUGCAGUCUUUCCCUCUUCUCCCCGGUUCAGGUAGCCGUGUACGGGGAGCGCUCGUGCCUGCUCUAUCCCGCGGUGCUCCACUCUGUAUGCCCCGUGACCGCCGCUGUCUCAUCGUCACAGCUGUCAUUGGUGUCCCCACCCGCUGCCCGCAGACAUGGCCACCCGCUCCGAGAGGGAGAAGGCCCAGAAGCUGAACGAGCAGCACCAGGCUAUACUGUCCCGGAUGUUGCGGGAGGAUGACAACAAGUACUGCGCUGACUGCGAGGCCAAGGGUCCAAGAUGGGCUUCCUGGAACUUAGGAGUUUUUAUUUGCAUCAGAUGUGCUGGAAUUCAUAGAAACCUCGGUGUUCACAUAUCAAGAGUUAAGUCUGUCAACCUGGAUCAAUGGACCCCAGAACAAAUUCAGUGCAUGCAGGACAUGGGAAACACAAGAGCAAGACUGCUGUAUGAAGCUAAUCUUCCUGAGAACUUCAGAAGACCUCAGACAGACCAAUCAGUGGAAUUCUUUAUCAGGGAUAAAUACGAGAGAAAGAAAUACUAUGACAAGAACGCUGCAGCCACUCUCAGUACGUCCUCUUCUGAUGCUGUGCAGCCUUCGGCAUCCUCUCCUUCUCUGCAAGCAGCUGCCGACAAAAGCAAAUUGGAGAAAGAGAAGGAGAAGAAAAGGGAAGAGAAGAAAAAGGAGAGGGAAUCUGAAAAAACUGUGAAACCUGUUGCUAUGGAGAAGGUUGUGAAAAAAGAACCACAGCUAGAGGUUAAAGCCAGUCCAAAGAAAGCACCAGAGAUGACUGUUGAUCUUUUAGGACUUGAUACUCCAGCUGAAGUCCCAGUGUCAAAUGGCAGUGCAUCUACUGCAAGCACGUUAAAUGAUGACCUGGAUAUAUUUGGUCCAAUGAUCUCCAACCCCCUACCAGCAUCUUCAGCAAACACAACACAGGUAACAACCACAGCGCCAGCCGCUGCCAGCAUACCUCAGUCUUCUGGAGACUUAGAUUUAUUCACUGAGCCAUCUACAAAACCUGAAGAAACUGCUAAAAAGCCUUUAUCAAAAGACUCCAUUUUGUCACUUUAUGGUACAACAAGCAUGCAGCAGCCAAACACGACUGGUAUGUUCAUGGGUUCUUCUCCAAUGCAAUACUCCACGCAGCCGACAACCAACUUCCAAGCUUUUCCUCCAAUGGGUGUAGCUGUUCCUGCAACUACUGGCCUGAUGGGUAACAUGAUGGGUCAAGCCAUGCCUGCUAUGGGACAAAACGCUGGAAUGAUGGUUGGCAUGGGAAUACCAAAUGGAUUUGUAGGAAACACUACCCCUGGAGUUAUGGGACUCCCUCCUAAUAUGAUGGGAACACAAGCGGGAAUGGUCACAAAUAUGGGAACACCUCCAAAUAAAUUUGGCAUGCAGCAGAAUCAGCCAGCCCCUUGGAAUUUUGCACAGAUGAAUCAGCAGAUGAGUGGGAUGAGCCUGAAUGGUGCAAGCAAUGUGAUGGCUUUUGGUCAGCCGGCAAACACAGUUGGAGCAGGAUGGUCUGGAAACGCCGCUGGUCAGACUCUAAGCACACAGCUCUGGAAAUGAGAGAAGCCAGCAAACACACAAUAAAGAGGAUCCUCUCGACAUUCCUUGCUUCAAUGCACACAUGCCCCUUGUUUUAAACAUGUAUAUACUCUUCUUUCCCUUCCCAAUGUCCAUAAAAUGAGCCUAUCUGCUCACCUUUGUCAGUUUGAGUCAAUUGGGUUUGAUAUUAUGGAGUAGAAGGUACAUUUACAUAUCAGCAGUUUUCCAUGACCUGUGAUUUUUAACUAAUGUUUCUGAACGAAUGUGUUUUUUUUUUUUUUUUUUGUGCAAUGGUUUUAAAGGAAAUAUAUCAAAGGGUUAUUUAAGGGUACUGGGUAUCAUGUUAGUAAUUGCAAAUUUUCAAAGUGUCACCUUCAGCCACCUCCUUACUUAUCUUGUGAUCCUUACGAAGAAACUGUAGUCAUAUUGAAGUAUAUUUAAUCAUGCAAAUUGUAAGUGUAUCAUUGGGAAUCAUUUGUGUAUCUUUUGGAUGUACAUCUAUCAAUAGUUGUGAUGUAGUUGAUGGUGUCCUGAACAAAGAACACCAUAACGGAGAGAAACAUAAGCCUGGACAGGAGGGUCUGUGAUGUGUUGUGAGGCAAUUUAAUACACCACUGGGUUUUCAUGGAAGAUACAUUGCAUGCAUUCUCUCCCCUCCUUACAGCCCUCAUUGACUUGAAGUGAACAGUAGCAGUUUCUUCAGGGCAAGUACAUCCAGGAUUAUGUCAAUUGGGUUUACAUUUUAAGGUGCCUAGUAUUUAAGAAAUGUUUCCUUCCGUGUAUUAAUCUAUAAGCAUACAGAUUGUUUGUAUUUCAUGUAGCCUCAAAGGGCUAGGGUAUGUUACUUUAUACUGACAUGGAUAAUGGCUAAACUGAGUGCUGUACUCCCGUAAGUGGAAUCCUCUAUAUAUUGUGUUAUGGAAGCUUUACUUUCAUUUGGGUAGGGCAAAGAUCAACACCCCUCAGGUUACUCUGUUGGGAUGCCUCUUAGCAUUACUGAAAAUCCAGUUGAAAAAAACUGUGGUAUGGAACAUGCAAACCAUAUACAAAGAAACAUGUGGUAAAAAGUCCAAAAUAUUCUGAGAUUCUUCUCUGUAACUUGAGGCUUCACCUAAAGGCCAACAUAUCAUCAGGGUAAGCUGAAGAAUGGCAGCUUCUUCAUCAUCUCUUGAAGUCCACAGCUAUGGAUCCAUGGGUAAUUCAUUCUCCAGGACGCUACAAAAUGGCAUUUGAUGAUCAUACCUCAAUUUUAAUUGUAUCCUGAAGACGCUUGGGCUCAUUUGCUAGGUUGACCUUUUCUGUUCGAGUGUGCCACACAAGAACCUGUAAUGAAAUUGUACAAAAAAGUUAUAAUCUUGUGAUAUGCUGCUUUUGCAAAGAAACAAAACUUCCAUUCUAUAAAGCUAUGUGGAUGAGUAUGUUUUACUUGUUUACUUUCUCCUCUGAAGCAUUAUGUAAUAGGUCCUCUACCCUAGGGGUCAUUAGAGAUCUCACCUAGAACUUUUUUUUAUCAGGACUUGUCAGUGCUCUUUAUUUAUCUAUUAUAGGUUCCUGUUACAAAAUGCAUUGGUUGAUAUACAACUUUAUUUUGUCCCAUCACCUCUAUACAUACUCAAGACCAUCAAAAAAAAACUGACAAUUUUCUGAUUUUAAAUUAGAGCCAGAAUGAUCAUCUUGUAACUUGCUCCACAGAUUGACCUGGUAUUAUUUUUACUUCUGAUUUCUAAAGGUUUUAAUUUUAUAUUUUUUUCAUCCAUUUGUUUUAGUUAUAGUUAGAGCAGAAUCUCCAAGAAACAGAUUCUUAGUUUUAAUUUUGUUUCAUUUCAUCAGGUCGGUCUGGAGUUCACACACACACUGUUAUUAUCAGUGCUUCUCUUGACUCUUGGGAAGUUGUAACUGGUGUGCAUAUAUAGCAGUGGAAUAGUAGCACAGUUCCUCUUCGAAGUAUGACUUGAUUCAGUUCUUACAUGUCUUGUCCCUCUGUCAUUUUUAGAGGUAUGGAUUGGAUGUAGUAUUACAUAAACUAUGAUGAACAAGGUAUCUGCAGAAAAAAAUAAAAAUUCAAAUGUUGCAAUUCA